Onychostoma macrolepis is the source of this 1734-nucleotide messenger RNA. RefSeq lists its product as uncharacterized. Gene Ontology annotation, molecular function: G protein-coupled receptor activity. The record is from RefSeq and is a predicted model, not a curated record. Gene Ontology annotation, cellular component: membrane. The transcript has 2 exons. Lineage: Eukaryota; Metazoa; Chordata; Actinopteri; Cypriniformes; Cyprinidae. Gene Ontology annotation, biological process: G protein-coupled receptor signaling pathway. Bases 285 to 1385 code for a protein of 366 amino acids.
AUAUAUUUCUUAGUAGGCUAAGUAGUGUAAUAAACUUAAUAAUGUGAACCGGCCAUUUUUGCGAAAACAAACUCGAGAGUUAUACACGACCCUCGAGUCUCCUAACAGCCUCUCACAUACUCUUGUGCAAAUUGUUGCUUUAUAUGAAAUUAUUGCUGAUGAGAUGGUGGAAUAAGUGGGGUGGGGGUCAGAAGAGUCUUAGACCCAUUAAACCCCCAAACUGCAACUGUAACGAACAUGCAGGACAGUCAGACAUAUAAUUGUUGAAUCCGCAUGUGUAUGCGAUGGGAACAGAUGUGACCCCAACAUACUGGAGUGAACCAUCCAGCACGCGCUUUCUGAUCUUUAACUCACUUCUCCUUAGUUUGACGCUUUUAUUCGGAACUUCAGGAAACCUGCUGGUUUUCUGCGCUGUUUUCAGAAGCAGAGGUUUGCAGACAUCCAACAACGCGUUGCUGCUAAAUCUAUCCGCUGUUGCUCUUUUCAGAUGUUGUUUAGAUUCACCGGUGUUUUUAUUGUCUUUAAUCGUCGGAGAUUCAAUUGGACAUUUGCCGUGUUGCAUUCAGCAGUUCACUUUCUCUCUGUGCAGCUGUGUGCAUUUUCUGACACUCGUGCUUAUAAGUGUGGAGAGAUUCUUGGCCAUCGCCUUUCCCUUCAAGAAGAGGACCGAGAAAAUAGGGAUAUGGAUUUUGUUCAUCUGGGUGUGUGGGCUUUUCAUCGCAGUUCUGUCUCUGGUUAUGUGUGAUAAUUCCUGUUACGUGAUGUGCCAGCAUUUGCAGAAAUCGCCAGGGUCACGCACAGACCCCUUUGGUGUGUACGUGCUGUUUCCCGUCUGGGGUUUGUCUCUGAUACUGAUAAUCAUUCACUAUUUCCGCAUCUUUUCUGUUGUGAGACAGCAUACCAACAAAAUCACCGACACAGGUGUUCAAUUUAGACCUUUCUUUGGAAAGCACCUUCCUAGUUGCUUCCCAGACCGCGAGGCGUCUUCAGCAGCCGCGCUCCCGCAGAGAUCCCACAGCGCCUCUGUUGGAGAUGUGUUGAGAAGCGCGGGGAAUCAGCGCAUCGCUGGUGCGGUGUGUUUUCUGACCCCAGCGGCCCGCGAGCUGGGCAAGAAGAGGCUCGAGGGCCGCGUGGCGAAGAGAUUUGGCUACAUCAUCAUUACAGCCACCGUGUUCUGGGCUCCGCUGUUUAUCAUCCUCGUGCUGAACAUGUGCGAGGACUUCAGACAGAAACAACGCUGGCUGCUGCGCGAGCUGCGCACGUGUGCGCUGGUUGUGACGUGUGUUCCUGCAGCAGUGGAGCCGCUCAUUUACACGCUGCUCCAUCGACAGCUGCGCUCACAGCUCCACAAACUCCUGCCCAGCACACUCCUCAAAAACAGCUGACUGAUGCACAGGAGCAACUUCAAACAUGUUGUUUUUUUUCGUGAUAUGGUGAUUAAUUUAUUUCUGUGUUUUUUUUUAUAGGCUAUAGCCUGCAAAUAGGUAAUUAGAUGUACAUUCAAAUAGUGAGAUGUGUAGUAACGCUAAUAUAUUAAUUGAAUGCAUUGCCUACAUACUACUGAUAUGUUAAGCACCACAUGAUCUGCCACUUCUUUGUCAGCAUUAUCAAUAUUUAUUAUAAUGUGUUACUUAAAGGCAAGAUAAAUGAAACGUAGCUUAUAAAUGGAGUUGACACGAAAAUGAAAAUUUUGUCAUCAUUAACUCACCCCAUGGACAAAAUAUUUAGAGAAAU